Molecule: messenger RNA, 267 nt
Organism: Pyricularia oryzae 70-15
Lineage: Eukaryota; Fungi; Ascomycota; Sordariomycetes; Magnaporthales; Pyriculariaceae
Exons: 2
Coding region: 1-267 (88 amino acids)
Source: RefSeq, a predicted model, not a curated record
AUGGCCGAAAAUGGACAUGAUUCACCAAUCAAAAUAUUUGAGCGCGCGACUGGCAUACUCUGGACUCUGGAGUUUGGAUCAGCCCGCUCCCAACCGGGUACAGUUUGGUGGCAUUUACUACUGCUAGGUACCAUCUGCAGAUCCACCCCCAGGGCCACUCCGUACCUGGCCAAGCUGGCCUUCCCCUGUUGCGCGGUGUUGUCUUGCCCGUUGUCGAACAACCAGGGGACGAGGCUUUACAGGACACCAAAUUCGCUGCAGCACUAA